Messenger RNA from Metarhizium brunneum ARSEF 3297, 291 nucleotides. It is a transcript of the gene sme1, whose product is annotated as Small nuclear ribonucleoprotein E. Gene Ontology annotation, molecular function: RNA binding. Gene Ontology annotation, biological process: spliceosomal snRNP assembly; mRNA splicing, via spliceosome. The record is from RefSeq and is a predicted model, not a curated record. Lineage: Eukaryota; Fungi; Ascomycota; Sordariomycetes; Hypocreales; Clavicipitaceae. Gene Ontology annotation, cellular component: pICln-Sm protein complex; U4/U6 x U5 tri-snRNP complex; U2 snRNP.
AUGACUGGUCGCGGUGGUGGCGGCGGUCGCCGAGUCUUGCUCCCUCCUAUUAACAUGAUCUUUAAGCUGCUUCAAUCCAAUGCUACUGUUAGUGUUUGGCUGUACGAGCAGCUUUCAAUCCGUAUCGAGGGAAAGAUCCGAGGAUUUGACGAAUUCAUGAACCUUGUCAUCGACGAUGCCGUGGAAGUCUCUCAAGUUACGAAAACCAACGACAAGGAGACUAGAAGGCAAUUGGGCCAAAUCUUGCUCAAGGGGGACAACGUUUCACUGAUCCAAAGCUUGUCAAACUAA